AUGAACACUGCAAUGCCGGAUGUCGAUUGGCAGAAUCGCAUGUACGCCGGCCUAACGCUAGUGAAUGAUCGAGUGGCCGUGUUGGAGGAAGUUGUUAUUGGCCGGCGUACAAUAACGGCUUACACGAGGACAUUAGAUGCAACGGCCGGCACGAAGACGUCAGACGCAGUUGUGUGCCCUUUACUGUUGUACAUGUCGCGCAUGGACAAUUUUGAACUAUUUGAGCGGAAGCUGCAGGACCUUGAUUUUUGGCAGCGGGCGGUUGUAUACUUACAGAUGCAGGGCGGGAAAGCACCCCGUGUGUUUGUCGAACGAAUGACCAACCUCCUCUUCGACAAACGCCUGAUGGCCAAAUUUAGUACCAGCGGACGCAUAACAAGAAGAACUUUUGUGAAAUUAAGGCAUAUGAGUUGCUCCAAGGUAUGUAUCUAA
Messenger RNA from Dibothriocephalus latus, 432 nucleotides. The record is from the annotation of a GenBank genome assembly. NCBI's taxonomy places the organism in Eukaryota, Metazoa, Platyhelminthes, Cestoda, Diphyllobothriidea, Diphyllobothriidae.